Molecule: messenger RNA, 1468 nt
Organism: Clupea harengus (Atlantic herring)
Lineage: Eukaryota; Metazoa; Chordata; Actinopteri; Clupeiformes; Clupeidae
Gene: dram1
Product: DNA damage regulated autophagy modulator 1
Biological process (GO): regulation of autophagy
Cellular component (GO): lysosome
Source: RefSeq, a predicted model, not a curated record
CAGUCCCACGCAACACGUGAUACACAUAGCGAACGUAGCUUACUGUAAGUUCAUAAACACCACGAACUCUUAUUUUACUGUGGACAUUUCCACAAGUAGCCCACUUUAAGGCAGACGGGGAUAUCUGCCGUUUAGGUCGACUUCAAGUUAUCAAGCUCUCUGUGAAGUGACCUUUAAAAUCUUGUUGUAGAACUUUAGUGAAUUCAAAACCAUGCUGGAACAACUUUAUCGAUAAUGUCUUUGCUAUGGCAGGCGAACGCUUCUUACCAGCUUUUUUGGUAAUUUCCGCCUCGGGCACUUUUAUAAUUAAUUACGUUAUUGCUGUCUUACGAGCGGACAUCGAUGUCAUCUUCCCCUAUAUCAGUGACACUGCUGCGACACCUCCAGAGAGUUGUAUAUUUGGACUCAUGACGUCAGUCACCGCCAUGGCAGGUGUAGCUACCAUGUAUGGCCGCUAUAAAUUCAUCGAACAGUUGAAUCAAAGGACGGGCGGGGUGGGUCCAGUGGUUAAUAAGAUUGCUUUUGGAUUUGGACUCCUCUCCUGUUUAGGAAUGUGUGUUGUAGCCACUUUUCAGGAGACAGUUAUGAGAGUUGUCCAUGACCUGGGGGCUUUGCUAUUCUUUGUGACGGGAGUGGUUUACAUCGUUAUCCAGACGUACAUCUCGUGCAAGGCAUAUCCCUUUGGGUCGUCCAGGGCCAUGUGCUGGACUCGGGCAGGCAUCGCCUCCAUCGCCUCCCUGGCUCUCCUGCCCACGAUUGUCUGCGCUCUUCUUGUGGGGUCCACCAAGCUCCACUGGACUGGGGAUGAAAAGGAUUAUGGAUACCGACUCACCAGUGCGGUGUGUGAGUGGACGGUUGCCUUCAGCUUUGUCUUCUUCUUCCUCACGUACAUCGGGGAGUUCAAGCUCUUCACCCUGACUGUGAAAGCUGAAUUAGUGGAGCAUGGCUAAGACAAGUAUCCUCAGAAGAUCGUAUUUUUAUUCUGAUGUUUGUUAAGUGUAUCUGCUAAUUUGUAGGUAUUUUAAAAACUGUAUUUUUUUAUUUUAUAUAAAUCAGUUGAAGUCUUUUUUUAAUGACUUAAGAUUUGUUUACAAAAUCAUGAAUACUGUUCCAUAUUAUUUUUCCAGUGCUGUUUUGACUGCAACUGAGAUGGUGUGGGCUGUCAGGAUGUGAUUAUCCCAUCUUAUCAGUGUAUUACUUUAAUGAAUACUAUAAUACUGCACAUAUGCACCUAUAUAUCAGAUACAAGAGAAGGGAUCAUUAUUUUAUACAUACAUUAUAUUUAUAUAUACAUUACUUUCUAUUUGUAUCGUUUGAAUGUACUGUAUUUGUAUUCAAACUACUGAAAACUGUCUGUGUAACCUCAACUUGUCACAUGAACAUUCAACUUACCACUAAAGGCUGACCACAUGAUAUAAUGCAAAGUGGAGAGGGGCAUUGGGAAAUAAAAGCACAUGAUAAUACCACA